AUGAGCUACUACGGCAGCUACUACGGAGGCCUGGGCUACGGCUAUGGCAGCUUCGGUGGCCUGGGUUAUGGCUAUGGUGGCUUUGGUGGCCUGGGCUAUGGCUGUGGCUACAGAGGCUAUGGGUGUGGCUGCUGGCGUCCAUGCUGCUAUGGAAGAUACUGGUCUUCUGGCUUCUACUGA
Molecule: messenger RNA, 180 nt
Organism: Phyllostomus discolor (pale spear-nosed bat)
Lineage: Eukaryota; Metazoa; Chordata; Mammalia; Chiroptera; Phyllostomidae
Product: keratin-associated protein 19-7-like
Exons: 1
Coding region: 1-180 (59 amino acids)
Source: RefSeq, a predicted model, not a curated record